AUGGCGAAACUGGGGACCAAGGACGUUGGCUCAUUGUACGCCGGGGGAUCCUUGGGAUCCUUGACGUGUUCAGUGAUCUUUGACACUUGUAAGACCUCCGAGUGGAGCACGCCCUGGAUGGCUUUCGCCUACGCCGAUGUCGAGGGUAAGAAAUUCUUAACGAAGCAUCAAUACAAGAUUGCGAUGACCGCGAUGUUUGGAUUUUGUCCGGAUAAAUGGGAUAUCAAGCAGAUGUUGGCCGAUACUUCAAAUAACGGAAAUUUAAUCACCUUCCAAAAAUUCCAAAAUUCGGUCAGGAGGAAAAUCGAUUCUUCUGAAAAUUUUCUCGAUUUUGACUACUUCUUCACCUGCCUCGAUGGGAAUUCUAAGGGUUACCUAAUUUUCGACGAUCUGUUGACCGCCGCAGAGGAGGUGAAUUUGAAAAUACCGCCAGUGAUUCUGAAAGGCGCUUUCAAAGAAUUGGAUCACGACAGGAAAGGAUUUAUAAGAAUGCAUGAUUUUGUGGCAAUGAUGCGAUGCAGAUGA
Molecule: messenger RNA, 525 nt
Organism: Neodiprion virginianus
Lineage: Eukaryota; Metazoa; Arthropoda; Insecta; Hymenoptera; Diprionidae
Exons: 4
Coding region: 1-525 (174 amino acids)
Molecular function (GO): calcium ion binding
Source: RefSeq, a predicted model, not a curated record